CGCAGCGCGUGAAGAAUUUCCCAGCAUUCUUAUAUUCUUGCCCAAAAUGGAGGAUCUUUCGGUUGAAGUUGGUGGAAACAACGGUGUUUAUUAUAAAGCAUACUUAAAAAGUUUCUCUGAUGAUGAGGUUUUGGUCUCUUUUGAAAACAAUUGGCAAGCAGAUAAAAGAGUAAAACUUGUGAAUGUGAGGCUGCCACCUAAAGCAGGCUCAAGCAAGCCAGAGUUUAGAGAAGAUGAGAGGGUUGAGGUAUUUGGCAAAGUCAAAGAUGAAGAAGGUCUAGCAUGGUAUCCUGCAAAAAUAAAAAUGUUGAAGGGUGAAUUUGCUGUUGUUGCUUCUCCUUGGGAUGCAAAUGACAUAUUACCUUUAGAUAAAAUCAGAUCAGUUAACCACAAUCCUCCAAUCACCAAAGAGUCAUUUUUCCAGUUUGUGUUGGAAGUCCCACCUGAUUUGAGAGAAGGGUGCCAGGAAGAAAUAGCAAUACAGGAAUUUCGCAAGCAUAUAGGUGGUGCUAUGGUGUCUUACAACCCAGAAGAUAAAUCACUGCAUGUGCUUAGCACUAGUCCAAGUGUCAUCAAAAGAGCUUCUAUGAUUGGAGAUAUGUUCCUUAGAAACAUGAGACAAAAAGUAUUACUUAAACAGCGAACAGAAGAAGCAGUUAAAAAGCUUCAGAGCACAAAGAUCAGAUCAGGGUACAUGGAGGAAUUUCAGGUCCGUGAUGAACUGAUGGGUUUAGCUAUUGGCACUCAUGGAGCUAACAUACAGCAGGCCCGUAAGGUUGAUGGCAUUACUGGCAUUGAACUGGAUGAAGCUUCUUGUACAUUUAAAGUCUAUGGAGAGACACAAGAAGCUGUUAAGUCUGCUCGAGGCUUAUUAGAGUUUUCCGAGGAGACUUUUCAAGUGCCUAGAGAUUUAGUAGCUAAAGUCAUAGGAAAAAAUGGCCGUAAUAUUCAAGACAUAGUAGAUAAAUCAGGUGUGGUCCGUGUAAAGAUUGAAGGAGACAACGAACAUGAAACUGAAAGAGAAGAGUUGUACACAUCCUUUCAGGGCCAAGUGCCAUUUAUCUUUGUUGGAACUAUGGAGAGUAUUAGUAAUGCCAAGCUCCUAUUGGAGUAUCACCUGGAUCAUCUUAAGGAAGUGGAACAGUUACGACAAGCAAAACUUGAAAUUGACCAACAGCUUAAGUCAUUAUCAGGGCCCCAACCAGGUUCUUACUUUCCCCCACCCCGUGACAGAAGAUGGGGCUAUCCUGAGCAGUUUGAUGAUAGAAGGGGGCGUGGUACCAGAGGUGGCCGUGGUGCUGGCAGAGGUCGUCGGUGGAAUACAGAUAGACAUGGUGAUGAUUCUACAUUGCCAAAUUCUAUUGUUGGUGACUGGUCUGCUGAAGUGGAAGACGAUAAAAGACAAUCUGGAUACCUAACAGAUAGUAUUCUCAGUGGACGUGGUCGAGGUGGUGGUGCUUACAGAAGGGGAUCAAGGGGUGGAGGCAUGAGAGGUGGUAGGGGUGGUCUACCACCUAGAGGAUCAGGGUAUGAUGAUGAUGACUCACGAGAUCUUCGAUCACGGCGUAGAAUGACUGAUGAUGAUGAUACAGUGCUUGAUAAUGCUAGUGUAACGAGUCAGGACCAAGAUUAUGACCAACAAGAUCGCAUGAGGCGUCCACGGAGGAAAAAAAAUCGCCCUCGAGGAAACGGUAGUGCUGCUUCUGGCACAGAAACUGACACAAGUAUCUCUAAUUAUAGGGGGGACCGCAAUCCAGGUCGAGGCAGAGGAGGUCGUGGUGGCUAUAACCAAAGGGGUCAUGAAUCUGAUUCUGGAAGGGGUGGGUACAGGGGACAGGAGUCAGACUCAGGUCACCCACCUAGUGUCUCAAACUCGGUCGUUAGCCGCAGUUCAGUCAGUCCAGCAAUGCAGACUGUAAAUGGUGGAGGUGGUGACCGGCCCACUAAGCAGGAACCACCAGCUAAAGAUCAGCGUGAUGCAAGGCCACCUAGAGACACUAGACCAAGAGGGAGCAAUAACAACUCCUCUGUACCUUCCACUGGAGCUUCUCAGCCUCCAAAGCAGAUGGUAGGGAACCAUCACAGUGGUAGUGAUUCAGACUCUAAACUAGCUAAAAACAAACUGAAUAAUAACAGUGCCAAAGCAAAGGAACACAUAGUGAAUGGAGGAGAGUGACAUGUUGUUGUGUCAUAGUUUUUUUUAAGGUGUGACUGUCUUAACUAGCGUUGUUGAAAUAGGAAUAGUAUGUUAGUGGUUGUGAGUCCAGAGAGAGUCGAAUUAAUUUAUUGACGGUUUGUUGGACUAGAUGAUUUUGUGCCCAAGGUUCUCUUUCUACUGCUGGUGUUGAUAAAUAGGUUUCAUCUGUGUGUGCUAUGUAAAAAUUUUGUACAAUUUAUAUGUAUCCAUGUGUAUGCAAUGUUUAGAAUGGUAGCUGGGCAUAAGAAUGUGUGUGAGUGGCGUCAACUCUUUUUGAAUGAAUGUUAAGUAGUAAUGCAUGAAGUGUUAUUAGCACAUUCUAAGUCUGGAAUGUAAAAGUAUUAUCAUAAUCAUUUUUCUAAGCAAUUCAUGUGUGUUAAAUGUUUGAAUAUUUCUGCCUUGGAACAAAUAUUUGAGUUUUAUCUAGAAAGAUUGAGCUGAGCACCAAAAUGAACAGCUUUCUUUGUCACAAAUGCAUCUAACUAUUAUCAGAGAUAUGAGCUUUCAUGGCCAGCUGAUUCACCAAUUCUUCAGAUCAGGAGUAACAGCGUGCUUGACUUUGGCAUGAUGAAGCAAUGCAUGUUAAAGAGUUUAAUUGCUUUAAUUCUAGUUAUGUAGUUAGGGAUUCAUGUAACCCAUGAGUUCCUUAUGAUGUACUUUAUAAAUGCAGAAGAAAGAUAUGUCCCCCGAGAAAGCUGAAGCAAGUGAAAACAACAAAAUAAGUGCCUUAUAUCAAUUUUGUCACAUUUUUUUUAUCUCUCAGAAAUCCUCAAGGCAUUAUGUUGCUUAUUGUGUAAGAAUUGUGUAGAAUGCAUGUAUAAAGUGUUAAUGAUGUAAAGAGGUUUCAUGUGCAAGUUGUUUAUUGAAGUUAUUUAUCAUUCACCUUUCUUGGACUAUUAAAUAAAAAGACAUAAUCUUCUGCAUAAAGAAUAGGCUGAAAGUGCACCGAGAAUGCCAUGAAGAUACAAGUCCUAAUACACGAUCUAACUGGAAAAAAAACUCAACUUAUGACAAGGUUUACCAAUUUGUGUGUAAUUAUAAUGCUUUAUAAUAAUGACUUCAUUACAUCUUUUAAAUGUAGGUCUGAUUAAUUUAAUGAAAGUCUACUUUUUUUAGCUAUAUCUAUAUUUUUUUUUUGUAAUUGAUCCAUAUGGAAUUUUUUAGACUAAAAAUGUGUUAAUAUAGACUUAAUGAAAAUGAUGUUGAGCUGAAAAAGUUUUUUAUAAAAGCAAACUUUUAAUGAAAUUCUGUCCCCCAAUACUUAAAAUAAAUUCAAUUUUUUUUUCUAAUUUUCAAGGAUGUAGAAUAUAACUGGGUCUAAAACAAAUAAUUUUAGGGAUACUUAGUGGAAGAAAAACUAAGACAUACCAAACCCAAUACAUUUUCUUGUUUGUAUGGUCCCUUUGAUAACAUCAUGACCUUAUUGUCCAUUUGACAGAUAAACCAUCCAUGACCAUGUCAGUUUACAAAUGCUUAUUCAUGUUGGAAAAAAAAAAUAUGUAUGUUGUUAUUGAGUUGUCCAUAAAAAAAAAAAAAACCAACAUGUUUAUGUAGAUGUAAAUGAAAUAUUCUUUCCACAUCCUAAAUAUAUGGAUGUUCAUUCAAGCUUUUUGUUUUUCUGUUGAAACAACAUGAUGGAUGAAAAGCUUGAGUAGACAUAUUGAAAUGAUGGUGUGAAUGUGACACAUCAUUGAUACGUCCACUGUGAGUGGAUGAGAGAACAGCUUGUAAUUUGUUACAACAGAGACAGGUAUACACUCAUAGAUUUUUUCUUAGAUUAGGAUUUGGGUUAGAAUUUACCCUGCUUUGAUAUUAAAGUAUGAGGGUAAUGAGUUUCUGUUGUAAUAAAUGACAAAAAAAAGUCACAAAAAUUUAUGUCAGCAUGAAGUGACAUUUUUCACAUCUGUAUAUGCCAUGCACAUUGACAAGUGCAUAAAAAUAAGGGUUCCUAUAGUUGAGAUCAACUCCAAAAAGUAAACUGACUAUGAACUACUCAAAAAAUAAUUUCAAUUACAUCUGUUGUAAUUGAUUCAAAUAGGAACCCGUCAUUUACUUUUUGGUCUAAUUUUUGAACAAGUAAUUACAGCAUGAGAUUGCAGCAAUGCUACCACUUGCCAUGUCUGUAAGUACUUACCUGUGCUGCACACCUGAGUUGCACCAGAACUAUUUCUUAUUAUAGUUACAGAAGUCUUUUUUUUUUUUUUUUAAUAUAUGGGGUAUCAAUUUCAAGGAUUUGUUAAUCAUUAACAUCUGCCAUUUGUAAACAUGUAAAAAUUUCUAAAACUUUCUAGUGUGAUAACCCCAUGAUAUUAUGUUUUGAUCCACAUUUGGAAUGAGAAAUGGCAUUUUGUAUUUUAUCUAUAGCUAAAAUUAUAAAAUUAAAAAAAAUGUUUUUCAUUUAGCAAACAUUUUCCAUUUUCCCCCCUUUUUUUGGAAUUGUUGAUUACCAAGGCAGAUUUUUGUUCUUGGAAAACUUUGAACUCUGAACAUGGAAAGAGAUGACAUGUUUCUCAUGUCAACUGCCAGAGAUUCUUGAAACAUCACUACAGAGUUUACAUUGGUAAAGCUGUAAGUUGCCCCUCAAAGUUUGGAGACAAAUUGUACUCAAGCAAUUUAAUACUGGAUUAAUGGUGAGCUCCACUUAUCAUGCCUAAAGAUUCUUUAGUAAUAAUGACAAGCCAAUAACUAUCUUUAAGAGAGCUGUUGCUGUUUGUUGGUGCAAUUUACUGCUAGAGCAGAUUUUUUUUGUACAAUUGUGUAAUAAUAGACCAAAGCCAUCAUUUUUUUCAAAAUGUAAGAAGAAAAAUAUAAAAAAUUUGAUAUUUUCAUUCAAAGUGUCCCUCAUUGGCACCUGUAUCAAAGUGCUAUACGUAUAUCCUGGAACAUACUUAUUUUUUAAGUAUGAAAACAAAAGUUAAAUGCUAGGAGUGACUAUCUUUGUUACCAGUUGUGUGAGCCACCUCCAACAGCUGAUCUCUCAAGAGAUGCCCAACUUUGUGUUGUCCACAUGACUGAACUGUGACACACACUAGAAAAGGAGGCCUGUGAAACACUAGGAUGUGGUUACCAUUCUUUGCUUAUUCCAAAACUAAAUUGUUCCCACCACCCUCUUCCCUUGAUGUGUUCUUGUAAUUGCACACUAGUUGACAAGGUUAAGCCAUUGGUUUGGCAAGUUGUUUUUAUUUGAAAUUAUUAGAUAUUUGUAAUUGUUUUAAAAAGUUAUUUUAUUGAAAAAAUAAUGCAUUUUAUGGUUCCACUGAUCUAUUUCACAGAUCCUUUUAUUGACCUUUUCGCUAUUCACGUUUCGACUAUUAAUGAAAAUUUGUUGUUUAUAAUUGAAACUAUAUGUACUUGUAAUAUAGGCUUUAUUCAUCACAUACUUACUCUUGUUUUAGGUAUAUGAGCAGUUUUUGUUCAAACCAAAUUUUAAUAUCUUGAUACUUUGUGAAAGUAAAGUUGAUUGCUUUUAUUUAAAUAUUACAGGAAUGAAACAGUUUAAAAUUGUACAUUGUACUCCAAGUUUAAGUUAUUUAAGUCCAGAAACCUACAAAUGAAACCAAACAUUGUUAAAAAAAAUAAUGAAACGGUCAUUACAGGAGAAAUAUUUGAGUACAUGGCUAAUGUAGAUUUUUUUUCUUUUGGUAACAUUUUUAUGCACUAAGUAAUAUUUUCAACCUUUUAGGUUAUUAAAUUAUCAAAUGUAUACUAAAAUAAUAGCAUAAAUUAUGUAAAUUUUUGACCAAACCAGCUGCUUUAAUAACUCUGAUGUAAAAAUAAGUAGUAGAUUAAUGUUGAUGCAACUCUUUAUUGAAGCUAACAUUUGCAACUCAAUUGUAGCAUUCUGCCCACAAAAAGAUGCUAUUUGCUAAACAUUGUGAACAGGUGCUCUGUCACUGCUGUAGUGCUAGUGCACUCACAAUAUGCUGCAUAAUGUCUAGUAAAUGUCAGUGAGUUUGUUUAGACUGUCAGGAGGUACAAGUGUGUUAAUAAAUCUUGUAGCAAAAUGUCAGUUACUAGUAAGUAGAAGGUUGAUUUUAAAACAUUUAAAACAAUUUAUUAAAUUAUGUAUAAAUAGUUGUGUAUUGUUUUUUUUAGCCAAGUUCUCUUACGAAUUUGUCAUGUAAAAUUGAAGGGUUGCUAUACUUUAAAUUAUAGAUCACAAACAUAUAUAUCUGUAUACAGUCACGUCUCUAAAUGUAAACAAAAUGAGAGGAGUUGAAAAAAAGAAAAAAUUGAAUUUUGAGGUUAGCACUAUUUACAUGUUUUAGGCGCCACGUUUUAACAAUGACUCUAAAACUGUAUUCCUAUUGAAUGGAAGCAGAAAAUACCAUACACUAAUUUGAUCAUAAUUCACUAAACAUUUUCUUUACCAAAGCUAGCUGAUGUAGCAAUGUAUGCAAACAACUGCAAAUCUACUGCCAUCUUUUAAAAUUUAAUGCACAUUUUUUUUUUUUUGCAAUUCCGUUAAGAUGUUUACAAACACUGCCUAAUUUGUUGGUUACAAAUAUUGUAUGCAAAUCUAGCACAGUUUGAGCAGAGCUAAGUAGAAUGCAGAUGAGAUUAAGAUGAGAUUAACAGUUGAGGUAGUGAGAUGAACUCAACUGUUGAUAAGAUUAACAGUUGAGGUAGUGAGAUUAACUCAACUGUUGAUGAGAUUAACAGUUGAGGUAGUCACACUAGAUGUGCUGUAAGUGAGGCUUACUACUGUUAGUGUUAUUCAUCCUGUUGUUUUGUUGCUGUGAGAUCAACUAUGUAUCAUUGAAACAGUCUAGGGAGUACACCUUGAAUAGAUCUUUAGCAAACAUCACUGCUUCUCUUGUGCUGCAUUCUUUUUUUUUGGACCAGACAUUUAGAGAUCCUCAACAGAAUUACAUGUAGAUAGUUGGUGUUGUGUUGCUUUUAGUGUUACCAAUACAUAUCACAUCCAAUUUUUAACACGUUCUCUUGUUGCAACAGUUUGACUUGUUGCCUCUCAUUUUGUGCUUCAUUUUUUUUUAAUUCCCUCCUCUUUUUGUAUUAUUGAUUGCAGUUAGAUAUUUUGACAAAUAAAAGCAUUUCCCACAGUUUCA
This is a messenger RNA of Physella acuta, 7266 nucleotides long. Its product is annotated as RNA-binding protein FXR1. The record is from RefSeq and is a predicted model, not a curated record. Gene Ontology annotation, biological process: positive regulation of translation; regulation of translation at presynapse, modulating synaptic transmission; positive regulation of long-term neuronal synaptic plasticity. Gene Ontology annotation, molecular function: mRNA 3'-UTR binding; translation regulator activity. NCBI's taxonomy places the organism in Eukaryota, Metazoa, Mollusca, Gastropoda, Physidae. Gene Ontology annotation, cellular component: cytoplasmic stress granule; neuron projection; nucleus.